GCCGGGGAUAACUGCGAAUGUCGCGAUCUCGGCCGAUGAAUCAUCUCCAAAUUCCCCAUCCAUUGUUUCUGUGCCCCUCUUCUACCGGACCUUCUCUUCUCCCUUCUUGCUCUUCCCUAUGCUCUCGCGGUAUCGCUAUUCUACUGCGGUUGUCGCCAAAUCCUUGAAUUCCUUGAGCCCCGUUCCCCUCCAACCCAGCUCUAGGAUUACACCCCGCUUUUCGCGUUUGCGCGUCGGAGUUCGAGCGAUGUCGGCCACCGCAGCUCGUGCAGACCCUUUCAAGCCUGCGGCAAGAGUCGCGGGCCAGCGACAGGAUGUUUGGUCCAUCGUCAAUGAGGCCGCUGCCGCCUCCCCGGUCCAGCCUAUCGUGAACAUGGGCCAGGGUUUCUUUGGCUACAACCCGCCAAAAUUUGCCCUCGAUGCCGCAAAGGCCGCCCUUGACCGAGUCGACUGCAACCAAUACUCUCCGACAAAGGGUCGCCCGCGCCUCAAGAAGGCUCUCGCCGACGCAUACUCUUCUUCCUUUGGUCGGCAGCUGAACCCCGAUACUGAGGUCACAAUCACUACCGGCGCAAACGAGGGAAUGUUGAGCGCUUUCAUGGGAUUCAUUGAACAAGGAGACGAGGUCAUUAUUUUUGAGCCAUUCUUCGACCAGUACAUCAGCAACAUCGAGAUGCCUGGCGGCACGAUUCGAUACGUCCCACUGCAUCCCCCGAAGGAUGGAGCUACUCGGACCUCCCCUGCAUCCGAAUGGACCAUCGAUUUUGAUGAAUUAGAAAAAACCAUCAACUCGAAGACCAAGAUGAUUGUCCUGAACUCCCCACACAACCCUGUCGGCAAGGUCUUCUCGCGCGAAGAACUCGAACGCAUCGGCGACCUCGCUGUGAAGCACAACCUCAUCAUCCUCUCUGACGAAGUCUACGACCGCCUCUACUAUGUCCCCUUUACUCGAAUUGCGACCAUCAAGCCAGAGUUCUAUGAGCGAACACUUACAGUCGGCUCCGCCGGAAAAGCCUUCUACGCUACUGGCUGGCGUGUCGGCUACCUUAUUGGACCCGAGCAUUUGAUCAAAUACGUCGCCGGUGCACACACUCGCAUCUGCUACAGCAGUGUCUCUCCCCUCCAAGAGGCAGCAGCUGUUGCCUUUGAGGAAGCUGACAAGCAAGGAUUCUGGGACGAGAGCCGAACGGAAAUGAAGGGCAAGAUGGAGCGGUUCUGCAAAGUGUUUGACGAGCUCAACAUUCCUUACUCUGACCCCGAGGGCGGUUACUUCGUCCUCGCAAACAUGGCCUCUGUCAAACUGCCCGAGGACUACCCCUUCCCUCCACACGUCGCCAGCCGCCCGCGCGACUUUAAGCUCUGCUGGUUCCUGAUCCACGAAGUCGGUGUGGCUGCCAUUCCCCCGACCGAGUUUUACACUGAUGGAAACGCUCACAUCGCGGAGGAUUACCUCCGUUUCGCCGUCUGCAAGGAGGACGAGGUUUUGGAGACUGCCAAGGAGCGGCUUCGCGGCCUGAAGAAGUAUAUUGUGCGAUAAAUGGUGUUUAUGACUCUAGAAGGUCGGGGCGUGCUAUAUAUCAAAUUGAAGAAAUAGACGACUUUUUAUUUAGUUGGUUCGAGACGAGUGGAUCUAAAUUUAGCUGGAUAGACUUUUUUUUCCAUUUCCCAGUUCGCUGUUAUGUCCGUUAAUCUUCUUACCAACAUACCUGGUAUGUACUUGUCGUCCUUCCAAACCCACUAAAUGCAUGUACAGAUCCGCUUCGGCUAUUUUCCAGCACCCCAAUUUCGGCGAAACAUAUUUACACUCAUACACAAGAAGAAAGAAAUAAAAGAAAAUGAAAGAAAUCAAGCAUUGAACCCC
Molecule: messenger RNA, 1861 nt
Organism: Aspergillus calidoustus
Lineage: Eukaryota; Fungi; Ascomycota; Eurotiomycetes; Eurotiales; Aspergillaceae
Source: the annotation of a GenBank genome assembly